GAGAUGCACCGACAGGCGCAGACAAGUUUUGUCACGAUUUCCUCUCCUAUUUUUCGGAUUUUUCUCCUUUCGCUCAACGAAUCUUCUCCCUCCAACGGCGUCGCCAACCACGCGCAGGGUGUUUUUGUGCGUCGCCUGAGCUGAAGCGAGGGACAAUCGUCUCGUCUCCAUUAGUGCAAAAACGCGGGAAGCCAAGCGUCGUCGUCCUCCAUGACUUCACCUGUGAAAAUAGAGCGUAAUUUGCGAGCUCCUGCCGCCCCAACACUUGCAAAAUUUACUGCAGAGCACAUUGACCACAUCAAGAUUGUGGAAGACGUGCUGAAAAUGGACCAAGAGAAAACCGAAAAGGAGAGGCGCUUCCUGCGUUCACUCAGCCCUGCCCAAAGGAAAAUGAGAACCAUCGAGGGAGCUGCGUUUGCUGACCACCCCGAGCACUGCUCCUUCCUGGUUGGCAGCGAGAAAGAGAAAACUGUCAUUCACGCCAGCAAACUUGACUUGCGUGCAGGCAGUGAUUACUUCCAAGUCAUGCUUCGAAGUGAGUUUGCUCCACGAGAUGGAGAGCACUACAGAAUCACCAACAUCAAGCCAUCCAUCUUCAAGCUCAUCAUGGAGUACAUCCAUGUGUGCCAAAUUCUGACACCCGUGGACUUGAAGAAGGCUGCUCUGUUGUCUUGUGCAGCUGAUGAGUUCCUAAUUGAGGGUUUAGGAAGACUGGCCCAAAACUUGGUGUACGAACACUUGACAGCCAAGAAAGUGUGGACCUACUUUCGACUUUGGCACAAACACAGAUUUGUCAUGGCAGCAUGCAAACAGUUCUUGGAAGACAAUACUACUGCGUGCUUGGAAGAUGAUUCAUUUCUCAGCAUGAACCAAUCUGCAGAUCGCCUGGUGGAGUUCCUGGCUUUGGAUAAAAUGAACAUCCAGUCCGAGGCGCAUCUCGUAGCUGCCUUUGCAAAACUUGCUUCCAAAAGGGGUGAUUUGAAACUCUUGAAGAAAGUCCUUCCUCAUCUCCGGCUGCUGCUUUUGAAGCCGGAAGAUCUUGCCAAAAUCGCCGAUUGGCUGACAGAAGAGGAAGCUGUUUUCUUAGCUUCUCAACACAACCCUUUGCUGAUGACAAAAAGCUACCCACAACCAGAUUCCAUCAACAUGUCCCGAGAAGAGAGGGAAGGGAGCGCUGCUGCCACUGCUGCUGUCCUUGUGCUGGAUCCUCCUACUUUCGAUCCAAUCUUCCCGCUACGAGUUUGCAAGAUUGAGAAAAUUUAGCUUUUUGCUUCUGAGCAAUGCAAAAGUAUAUAACAUACUUUAACUCAUUGAUUUGAUAUAGGCUCAAAAAAUGGCCAAGGAAAAUGAAAGUUCUUCACAUAAUAGUGUGCCAUUGUAGCACUUGGAAAUUUGAAUUAUCACUUACAUGUUUAUUUGUAAGGAUUUAUCUUUUUGUGCAGCUUAUGCGAUUAUUAUAUUAUUUUCACAAAAUGACAUCGCAUGACUGUUAGUUAAGCAGCAACUCCACAAUCAAAUUGCA
This is a messenger RNA of Neocloeon triangulifer, 1522 nucleotides long. RefSeq lists its product as uncharacterized. The record is from RefSeq and is a predicted model, not a curated record. Gene Ontology annotation, biological process: neurogenesis. Gene Ontology annotation, cellular component: cytosol; P-body. The coding region runs from base 211 to 1263 and encodes 350 amino acids. Gene Ontology annotation, molecular function: protein binding. The transcript has 7 exons. NCBI's taxonomy places the organism in Eukaryota, Metazoa, Arthropoda, Insecta, Ephemeroptera, Baetidae.